Molecule: messenger RNA, 2060 nt
Organism: Pogona vitticeps (central bearded dragon)
Lineage: Eukaryota; Metazoa; Chordata; Lepidosauria; Squamata; Agamidae
Source: RefSeq, a predicted model, not a curated record
UGGGAGUUGUAGUCAGUUUUUUUUUUUAUAUAAAGGCGUUUCCAAGCUCUGGGCUUCUCCAUCCUGUGGGGGCGCGUGUUUGCCCACCUCUUGCCAUAAAAAGACUCUUGGCGGUGGGCUUGGCCAGAAAGGAACGGCGUUACAUUCCAGAAAGGAGGAACGAGGCUGGGUUGGGGGCGGGGGAGGCAGCAGCUCCUUUGCUUCCUCUUGAUCUGGCAGAAGGGAAGCCCUCCGUUUCUCCUCUUGGCGUUACUCCUCCUCCUCCUCCUCCCUGAUGAGAUCUGGACUAAGUGUUGCCAUCUGGGUUUCUCUGGAUCACAGGAUUGAUUCUGGAUCAGUCUUCUGCUACAUCCUUCUGAAUCCAUAGUAAUCUGCUGCUUAGAACAGGAAAAAUGUCGGAGGGAAGAAACAAACAAGGAAGGCCUCAAGAAUCGGAGGAAAGGGGUAAAUGUCUGGAUGCAGAAGAGGGGGUUGGGAAUCAAGAUAGAAUUACAAAGCUGGGAGGAAAUCAAGCAGAUGAGAAGACAGACGGACCCAUUGCUCAUCCAGAAGAAGUUCCAGUCUGUCGGAAAACAUCCAGAGGAGAACAGAUUAACGAGUGCCCGAAGUGUGGGAAAACCUUUGUUCACAAAUUGGUACUUGAUAGCCAAGGAAAAGUUUGCAAAGGGGAAAAAACCUUUACAUGCCCGGAGUGUGGAGAGAGUUUGCCUACAGACGUUGCUACACACAUCAGUUCCCACACAGGCGAGAAGCCCUUCGAAUGCCAGGAGUGUGGGAAAACCUUUGGAGUGAGAACACACCUUAUAACCCAUGAAAGAAUUCACUCGGGAGAGAAGCCAUUUAUAUGCCUGCAGUGUGGAAAAGCUUUCCGCCUGAGAGGGGACCUUGUUUCACAUCUUAAAGUCCACACCACGGAGAAACCAUUCGAAUGCAAGGAAUGCGGAAAAACCUUUAAAUGGAAGAAGUCCCUUAUUAGUCACCAAAGUACACAUACAGAAGAGAAACCAUUUGAAUGUCUGGUGUGUGGGAAAUGUUUCAGUCAACGUGGAAGCUUUGCGAAACACUUCAGUAUCCACACGGGUGAGAAACCGUUUGAAUGCCUGGAGUGUGGGAAAACCUUUCGACUGAGAGCACAUCUUACGACCCAUGAGAGAAUUCACUCAGGGGAGAAGCCAUUUAAAUGCCUGGAGUGUGGAAAAAGUUUCAGUCAACGUGCAAGUCUUGCUACACACUGCAGUUCCCACACAGGCGAGAAGCCAUUUAAAUGCCUGGAUUGUGGAAAAAGUUUCAGUCACCAUGCACACCUUGCUACACACCGCAGGACCCACACAGGCGAGAAGCCAUUUGGAUGUCUUGAGUGCGGAAAGACCUUCCGCCAAAGCCGAGACCUUGUUUCACAUUACAAAGUCCACACCACAGUGAAACCGUUUGAAUGCAAGGAAUGCGGAAAAAGCUUUAGAUGGAGAAAAUCCCUCAUGUGCCAUCAAAGCACACACACGGAAAAGAAACCCUUUGAAUGCCUGGAGUGUGGGAAAACCUUUGGACUGAGAGGAAAUCUUAUUAUCCACGAAAGAAUUCACUUAAGGGAGAAACCAUUUAAAUGUCCAGAGUGUGAAAAAAGUUUCAGUCAGCGGGCAUAUCUUGCUACACACCUCAGAACCCACACAGGCGAGAAGCCCUUUGAGUGCCUGGAAUGUGGGAAGACCUUUGGACUGAGAGGAAGUCUUACUAUCCAUGAAAGAAUUCACUCAGGGGAGAAACCGUUUACAUGCCUAGAGUGUGGAAAGUGUUUCAGUCAGAGUGCAACACUUGCUACGCACAGCAGAACCCACACAGGCGAGAGGCCGUUUGAAUGCCUGGAGUGUGGAAAGAACUUCAGUCAACGUGCACACCUUCGUUCCCAUCAAACGACUCAUGUAGGAGAAAAGCUGUUUAAAUGCAUGGAGUGUGGGAAAAGCUUCGGUUCACGUGAGAGGCUGAGUAAACAUCACAAAAUCCACACCAAGUAGUAACUGUUUCAGUGUCGAGUGUUCAUGCUGGAAAUAAUCAAUAUAAAUGUU